AUGGAGAAGCAACAGCUUGAUCAACAUACCGUCAGUCAUACUCCAACUGCACCGAAACGGACGGUGCGUGCUAUCGUAUCAGCGGCCGCCUUGACCUGCGCUUGCGCGUACCUUUUCAGCACCAGCAUCCAUCUCGGGAACCCCGAGAUCUCCAAUCCCAUUAACAUUGGUUAUAAGGAAGGCAACUUCACUUGGAAAAAAUGUUACGACAAGUACGAAUGUUCGACUUUGGCUGUGCCUAUCGACUAUAAAAAUAGCAGCAGUGCCAAGUUCAACUUGGCUCUUAUCAGAUUGAAGGCAACUCAAUGUGCCUCAAAGGGGCCUUUGUUUGUUAAUCCUGGUGGCCCCGGAGGUUCGGGCGUGGAUCUCGUGCUCCGAGCUGGCGACAUUUUGUCUAAGCAUGUCGAUGGUUAUUACGAUAUCGUUGGCUUUGACCCGCGUGGCGUAGGCGCAAGUAACACCAUUCGAUGCUUUGAAGAUGGAACUGAGAGCAAGUUUUUCUUGGCCAACCGAAACCCUUACCUCAGCCCGGGUGACAAUGUAGCAAAUCAUGCAGCUUGGUUAGAAGCUCAAGCAAAGCAGUGUAUUGCUAAGAACAAGGACUUCUUACCUUACGUGUCGACUGCUUCAGUCGCGAGAGACAUUGAUUCCCUUCGUGAUGCAUUUGGCCAAGAACUAACGAACUACUGGGGCUUCAGCUAUGGAACGUUUCUUGGAGCUACCUAUGUCAAUAUGUUUCCAGAUCGAGUAGGUCGCGUUAUUCUGGAUGGCGUCACCGACCCUACCACGUUUUCAGGAGAACUUGUCAAUUGGAUAAAAACGUCGCUGAUCCAUACUGAAGAUGGUCUUGAUGAAUUUGGAGCGACGUGUGAGGCCGCUGGUCCUGAGAAAUGCGCAUUAGCAAAUCGUGACAAAGCACUCGCCUUUGACGGUCAACACUACGUAGCUCCCACUCUGCGAUACUACCUCAACCAUCUGAUCAAUAAUCCAUUAUUGUUUAGCAAUACGUCAACGCAAGGGGUUGUGUUGCAAACACAUGCUGCCAAUGCUCUCUUUGCUUCAUUGUACAGCGUCUCGUCUUGGCCGCGUGUGGCCAAGGCUUUCUCGGACACUAUUGAAACGUCCACUGGAAAUGCAUUUUAUAACUUCGUCGUUGAAAAAGAAAACGAAAGGUGUCCGCUAGUGGAAGAAUAUUCAUUGACUGCCAUGCCCGUGCUCUGUAUCGAUGGAACUCAUCAUGAUCAACCAGACCUUGAAAGUUAUAUGAAGGGACUUGAAGAAGCAAUGAAAGUGUCUCCACUGGCUGGUCGUCUCUGGGGCACGGCUAUGAUUCAAUGCAUUUACUGGGAUGUCAAGCCUUCGGAGCGAUUUGCUGGACCUUGGAACCAUAAGACACAAAAUAAGGUCCUUCUCAUCGGUGCUACAGGCGAUCCUGUUACGCCCGUUGAAAGUGCUGCAAAACUUGAAGAUCUCAUGGAAGGUAGUGGCGUGUUCCAUAAGCAUCAUGGUUGGGGUCACUGCAGUUUGGGACAACCAAGUAAAUGCACCACCAAGGUCAUUCGCGAUUAUCUCGUCGAUGGGAAGGUGCCUGAGAAAGGCUCCGAAUGUGCUAUGGAAGACCUGCCUUUUGAACCCACUGCUUCUCUACAACGUUUCGGUGACAGUGGUCUUACCUCGCAAGACCUUUCUGAUCUUGCUGAUGCUGUGCACUCAGCUCAACGUCGGAUGUGGUAA
Messenger RNA from Umbelopsis ramanniana AG, 1734 nucleotides. RefSeq lists its product as uncharacterized. The record is from RefSeq and is a predicted model, not a curated record. NCBI's taxonomy places the organism in Eukaryota, Fungi, Mucoromycota, Umbelopsidomycetes, Umbelopsidales, Umbelopsidaceae. The coding region runs from base 1 to 1734 and encodes 577 amino acids. The transcript has 2 exons.